ACACACAACAGCCAACAUGAAAUUCCUGAUUGUAUUCGCCGUUCUCGCCGUGGCCUGCGCUGAGGAGGCCAAGAAGACCGAGAAGCGCGGCCUGUCCGGCCUCGGUUACGGAGGCCUGGGCUACAGCGGCCUCGGCGUCGGACACGGCGCCGGCUUGGGCUACGGCGGCUACGGUGGUUACGGCGGUUACGGCGCCGGUUACGGCUACGCCGCACCAGUAGCGGUCAGCAAGGUAGCGUACACCACCGCCCACGGCCUCGGCUACGGCGGAUACGGUGCGGGAUACGGCGCCGGACUGUCCGGAUACGGCCACGGAUACAGCGGCCUCGGCUACUCCGGCCUCGGUAAUUCCAUUGCGGCUACAGCGGUAGCGGAUACUACCCGGGUUACUCUGGCGUAGGCUACUCGGGCAUCGGCUACUCCGGAUACGGACACGGCCUCGGCGGAUACGGCGGACAUGCCGGAUACGGCGGCUACGGACAAUACUAGACCCUGCUUCCAACGUGUUAAUACUCGGACUAGAAUAAGUUUUGUAAAUUUCUUACUCCACUUCGGGUACUCCCCGCUCUGUGAUAUCUACAACGAUGUAAAUAUGUAAUAAAUAUGACUAUAUGUAUAUAAAAAUGUA
Molecule: messenger RNA, 628 nt
Organism: Aricia agestis (brown argus)
Lineage: Eukaryota; Metazoa; Arthropoda; Insecta; Lepidoptera; Lycaenidae
Gene: CPG6
Product: keratin-associated protein 6-2-like
Exons: 4
Coding region: 17-400 (127 amino acids)
Source: RefSeq, a predicted model, not a curated record